ACUGGGUGGAAGAAGGCGUGGCUUGUUUUCGAAGGAACGGAAGUGAUUCAAUGUUUUGGUUCCGGGUCCGUCGGUGAUGAAAUAACUAAUGAGAAAUUGGAUUUGCAAAGAUUUGCUUCUUAUUUGUGCAAACAUAGCAACUAAAGUUGAUCAUAUGAGCGUCGCCAUGGUGUCGCAGUAAGCUGGAGAGGCUUGAUUGCUAGCUAACUAGUCUCGACAAGUUUGAUACGGAUCAAGUCUUUGUUGGUUUAUACGAAAUGUGUUUGCUGCUCGGUGCAACCGGUGUUGGAAAAACUCUUCUCAUGAAACGUUUACAGAAGCUCAUUGUGAGAGAUGGCACAACUGAUUUAGGGGAACCCCCUGUUACUCUACCUACGGUGGGCACCAACCUGACAGACCUGACUCUGAAGAGGAAGAGGGUGACUGUGAGAGAGCUGGGAGGCUGUAUGAGUCCUAUCUGGCCCAGUUACUAUACAGACUGCUCCUCUGUCAUCUUCAUGGUGGACUCUGCUAACACCACCCAGACCUCGUCGUCCUGUAUCCAGCUCCUGUCUGUCCUCUCUGCUGAACCUCUCCACACAGCCUCUGUCCUGGUUAUCUUCAACAAGAGGGACCUCCCUUGUACCAUGAGUCUCGUAGAGAUGAUGUCACUGUUCAGGAUGGAUGACAUCAUCGCCUCUGCCACCCAGCCAAUCACGACCCUGGAACUGAGCGCUCGUUCCGGACAGGGACUCCAGGAGGUGUUGGGCUGGCUGGACUCCACCCUAACUGACUGACAGAGUGAUGUCAUAGAAGCAUCUUCCUUCCAAGAAGCAGUUCCUCAUUGCUGGUGCUUUCAAGACAACUGGGGACUCUGGGAAAAAUACGAGGUCAAAUCAUGACGCCAGUGAUUUUCAGGUCAGAAAGUCGGUGCUGUAGGAGGCCCGAGUUCCCGAGUUGGAACUUCAAGUUGGAUGACCGUU
Molecule: messenger RNA, 962 nt
Organism: Oncorhynchus gorbuscha (pink salmon)
Lineage: Eukaryota; Metazoa; Chordata; Actinopteri; Salmoniformes; Salmonidae
Product: ADP-ribosylation factor-like protein 16
Exons: 5
Coding region: 258-776 (172 amino acids)
Molecular function (GO): GTPase activity; GTP binding
Source: RefSeq, a predicted model, not a curated record